AUGGCAAGUGCUCCUGCUGCUGGCGCUCACCUGGCGCCUGCCCCCCACAACGACACGCUGCCUGCCAUUACGGAGAACGGAAGCAACCCCAACUCCAUCAACAACCAACGCCGUACCUCGCUUGGUUUCCUCCGCCGUUCCAAAUCUACCGAGCCACUGGGCGAGCGCAAGUCUUCUGGCAGCCGCAAGAAGAUCUCCAAAGCCCAAGCCAUGGAGGAAGAAUUGCGCCGUCAGCGCGAAUCCGCUGCAUCCAAAAUCGCCCCACGUCUGCCCGAUCUGUCGCCCACGCCUGUGCUGGAGACGUUUGGAGGCGACGAUCCCGCUGCCAUCGCAGCCGCGACCCUCGAGGGCCGCAUUCCGCCUCGUCCCUCCUCGUCGGCUGCGGAGGCCAUCAACAUUGAUCCGUAUGCCCGCACCGAGAGCAUGACCCAUCGCGGCCGCUACAGCUACGCCAGCAGCGCCGUGAGCACGGUCAACAGCCCGCGCCGUCUGCGCCGUCGCAAGGACCCGACUCCGUACAAUGUGCUGGUGGUUGGUGCUCGCAACUCUGGCAAAACCUCCUUCCUCAACUUCCUGCGCAAGGCGCUCACCAUGCCCCCGCAUAAGCAUCCCACACGCACCCCGGAGGAGCUGGACGAACUGGAGCGCCAGACCUCGGCUUAUGAAGGAUUUACCUCGCAGUACCUCGAGACGGAAAUCGAUGGAGAGCGCGUCGGUCUGACCCUGUGGGACUCGCAGGGGCUGGAGCGCAACAUCGUCGACCUCCAGAUGCGCGGCGUGACCGGCUUCCUGGAGAGCAAGUUUGAAGAGACCCUGGCCGAGGAGAUGAAGGUCGUGCGCUCGCCUGGUGCUCGCGACACCCACAUCCACUGCACCUUCUUGCUGCUGGACCCAGUGCGCUUGGACGAGAACAUUGCCGCUGCGGAGCGUGCUGCCAACGGCACGGCCAAGGCCUCCGAUUCCCCCGUCCUCGGAGUUCUCGACCAGAACCUGGACCUGCAGGUCCUGCGCACCGUGCUGGGCAAGACCACGGUGGUGCCGGUCAUCAGCAAGGCGGACACCAUCACCGCGGCUCACAUGAGCUACCUACGCAAGGCCGUGUGGAACAGUCUGAAGCUAGCCAACAUCGACCCCCUUGAGAUCCUGACUCUGGAAGACCAGGAGGAAUACACUUCGUCGGAGAGCGCGGAUGAGGAGGACACCGCGGAGAGCGAGGAGGAAGAGGAGGAAGCCGCUCCCGAACCGGAGUCUGCAGAAGCGGGCGAUGGCGAACAAAAGUCUGAGGCUGCCGAGGAGAAACUGGCUCCAGCUCCCACCUCGCCGUCUCAGCGCAGUCAGAGCACACGCAAGUCCAAUGGAUCCCAAGCUGCCAACCAGCACGUUCCCUUUUCGAUCCUGUCUCCCGACCCGCACUCGCUGGCUGCUGGGGACGAGCCCGUCGGCCGUCGAUUCCCCUGGGGUUUUGCGGACCCAUACAACUCGGAGCACUGCGACUUUGUCAAGUUGAAGGACUCGGUGUUCAGCGACUGGCGUACCGAGCUGCGCGAGGCCAGCCGGGUGACCUGGUACGAGCGCUGGCGAACCAGCCGCCUAAAUCGCAAACACGCCCAGCCCGCGAUGCCGCAGAAGUAUGGGGGUCGCAUGGGACCGGCUCACGAUGGCCGUCGCACCCGAUAA
Penicillium riverlandense is the source of this 1677-nucleotide messenger RNA. It is a transcript of the gene aspE, whose product is annotated as septin. The transcript has 2 exons. NCBI's taxonomy places the organism in Eukaryota, Fungi, Ascomycota, Eurotiomycetes, Eurotiales, Aspergillaceae. Gene Ontology annotation, cellular component: septin ring; septin complex; cytosol. Gene Ontology annotation, biological process: cytoskeleton-dependent cytokinesis. Bases 1 to 1677 code for a protein of 558 amino acids. The record is from RefSeq and is a predicted model, not a curated record. Gene Ontology annotation, molecular function: GTPase activity; GTP binding; molecular adaptor activity.